Anthostomella pinea is the source of this 1542-nucleotide messenger RNA. Lineage: Eukaryota; Fungi; Ascomycota; Sordariomycetes; Xylariales; Xylariaceae. The record is from the annotation of a GenBank genome assembly.
AUGGCCGAGGUCACCUCCGCCGAUGGCGAGCGCGUCAUCGCCGACUCGGACUCGACGAGGAAAGUUGCUGAUGCCGUCCUGUACACCAAGAAGAGCACCGACGACGGCGAGAGCGCCCGUCACGUCGGCAUCGUCUCCGAGGAUAUGGCCCAGGUCAUAGACAGCGCCGCCGAGAAGGCGCUGUGUCGAAAGUUCGACUUCCGAAUACUGCCCGUUCUGGCCCUGAUGUACCUGUGCAAUGCUCUCGACAAGGGCAACUUGGGAAAUGCCCGGACGGCUGGGCUGUCCAAGGACCUGAACUUCGAGGGGAAGUAUAGCGAGAUCGUCGGCAUAUUCUUCGUCAUCUUCGCGCCCCCGGUCGCGAUGCUCGGCAAGAAGAUCGGCCCCGCGCGCAUGCUGCCCAUCCUCAUGUUCCUCUUCGGCAGCCUCACGCUACUAACAGCCGCCGCGCACAACUACAACGGCAUAUUCGCGCUGCGCUGGUUUUUAGGGAUGGCCGAGUCGGCCUUCUUCCCGCUGGUCAUCUACUACCUGACGACUUUCUACCGGCGCGGCGAGCUGGCGCGACGCCUGGCGGUCUUCUACGCCGCGUCCAACGUCGCCAACGCCUUCAGCGGCCUGCUCGCCUACGGCGUCUUCCAGAUCCACAGUCCGCUGGUGGAUUACCCCUGGCGAUGGCUGUUCAUCAUCGAGGGCGCCGCCACGGUGUCAUUCGCCCUGUUUGCGUUCUGGUACCUGCCGCGCAGCGCCGCCGAGGCCGCGUUCCUGGACGAGGGGGAGAAGAGGCUGGCGUACCAUCGCGUGCAUGUCGAUAGCUCAUCCGUCGUCAACGAGGAGUUUAAUCUGAGGGAGUCGCUCAGGAUCUUCAGGAGGGCGUCGACGUACGGGUUCUUGCUCGUUGAGAUCUGCCUCGGCGUGCCGCUUCAGGGGGUCUCGCUGUUUCUGCCCCAGAUUGUGCAGCGUAUUGUCACUGAUACUGUUCGCACCAACCUGUACACCGUCGCUCCGAAUAUCACUGGCGCGGUGAUGCUGCUGAUCCUAGCAUUCUCCUCGGAUCUCCUGCGCAUCCGGUUCCCGUUCAUCUGCCUCGGCUUCGCCUUCACCUUCAUCGGGUUUAUCAUCUACGCGUCGAUCCGUGCCGUCCGGGCUCAGGUCCAUGUCGCCUACUUCGCGACCUUCAUGAUGUGCUGGGGCACCUCGGCGCCGUCCGUGCUGCUGAGUACCUGGUACAACAACAACAUCGCACACGAAGGCGAGCGCCUGACCCUGACCUCGGUCGGCGUGCCGCUCGCCAACCUGAUGGGCCUGGUCGCCAGCAACGUCUUCAAGGAUGCCGACGCGCCGAAGUACACACCCGCGCUGAUCACGACGGCGUGCUUUGGCGGCGCCGGGUGCCUCGCCGCCGCGUCACUGGGCUCGUACAUGUGGUUCGACAAUAGGCGCCGCAACCGCCGGCAGGGCAUCAACCUCACAGCGAGGGAUGUGCCGACGGCGCGGCUGAGGGAUGGGCCGAAGGUGGAUGAGUUCAGGUGGUUCUUGUGA